Molecule: messenger RNA, 1481 nt
Organism: Amblyraja radiata (thorny skate)
Lineage: Eukaryota; Metazoa; Chordata; Chondrichthyes; Rajiformes; Rajidae
Product: deoxyribonuclease 1L3
Biological process (GO): DNA catabolic process
Cellular component (GO): nucleus
Molecular function (GO): DNA binding; deoxyribonuclease I activity
Source: RefSeq, a predicted model, not a curated record
AGUUCCACAGAAAUCCUUUAAAGACCCUGCUAUCGCACUGGUAACAAGAAGCAGCUUGUCUUUCUACACAGGACAUUAAAACAAUUAGUGUGGGAGUUGUCAGCGUGCAUGAAAAACCACCGAAUGAUUCCGAUCUUACAACAAACUGCCUGGUGUUGGCCACCCUGCCCAUUGGCUGGGAGAGCUAAAGUAGGAAGGAGUGCGUUCCUGUCGGUGUGAAUAAAGUCUGCUCUCUCCAUGAGCCUCUGCACUUAGAUCGGGGGAGUUUAGCUCUCCCUGUCCCCGAUGAAGAAGAUGCACCAGCUCCUCAUCUCCACAGCGAUCUUCCUCGCCGGGCUUCACGGCAUUCAUUCCUUUAAGAUCUGCUCCUUCAACGUGAGGACCUUCGGAAAAUCCAAAGCUGCCAAGGAAGGAAUGCUGGACAUACUCGUGAAGAUUAUCUCCCGCUGUGACCUGUUGUUGAUGAUGGAGAUCAAGGAUGUAAGCAACCAAGCCUUUCCCGCGCUCAUGACAAGACUGAACAAUCAUGGCAACAGGAAUGAAUAUGAAUCGAUCAUCAGUGUCCGUCUGGGCACGGGCACCUACAAGGAACAGUAUGCGUUUAUUUACAGACACAAAUUAUUAUCGGUGAAAAGAAGUUAUCAAUAUCCGGAUUUCCCAGCAAACAACGCGGACGUGUUUGCACGAGAGCCGUUUGUAGUUUGGUUUUCAUCACCCUCCACCUCUGUGAAAGACUUUGUGGUUAUUCCCCUGCACUCAAUGCCAGAUGCCUCCGUGUUUGAGAUCGAUGCCUUGUACGACGUCUACACAGCAAUGAAGCGGCGUUGGAGAGCCAAGUACUUCAUCAUCAUGGGAGACUUGAAUGCGGACUGCGACUACGUCAGGAGGAAGGAAUGGAAGAAUAUCAGACUGCGAAACGAUACCAACUUUGCCUGGCUGAUUGGUGAUGAAGAGGACACGACGGUUAGAGAAAGCACGCAUUGUGCCUACGACAGGAUUGUCCUUCGUGGUGAGAAGCUGCUGAAGGCGGUCGUUCCUGAUUCAGUCAGCGUGUUCAAUUUCACGGAGGCUUACGGCAUGACUGAGCCGCAGGCGCUGAAAGUGAGUGACCACUACCCCGUGGAGGUUGACCUGCGCGAGUCUCACGGCUUCUUCAGUUGGCUCAAGUCCCACAAAGGCCUGCGUGGGUAGAGGAAGACUCAAACUACGCUGGCCGCACCUUGCCUUGCAGUGGGACCCACUGCUUAUAUCAUGUGUCUUAAGCUUCUAAGGUAGAUACACAAUGUUGGAGUAACACAGCGGGUGAGGCAGCAUCUCUGGAGAGAAGGAAUGGGCGACGUUUCGGGUCGAGACCCAAAGGGUCCAGCACUUUGUGUCUACCUUCAAUUUAAACCAGCAUCCGCGGUUCUUUCUUACACAUCUUAAGCUUCUAGUUUAGUAUAGAGAUACAGCCCGGAAACAGGCCCUAUUCACCACCGAGU